UUAUUUUUAUUGUUUCCUACAUUUUUAAAUUGGUUCUUGAGAUAAUUAGUCAAGUCGACAUAGCAAAAGCAAAAGCUGAAAGGCCAAUCCAUUAGGUUAUAUUAAUGCCACAUUCCCCACAUCAACAAUUCAUCUACCACUUCACCAGUUUCUUCACAACUAAAAAAAUGAGAAUUGAACUCUUUACCUGGUUUUUCUCAAUCACCACACUCUCAAUCUUCUGCUUUACCACCAUUCCAGUACACAGCCGAUGUCUGGAGGAUCAAAAGUCUUUGUUGCUUCAAUUGAAGAACAACCUCCAGUUCAAUUCAGAUUUCUCUGUCUUGGUGUUGUGGAAUAAAAGCAACAAUUGUUGUGGGUGGGAUGGUGUCACUUGUGACGAUUCUGACUGUGUUAUAGGUCUCGACCUGAGCAUGCAAUCCAUCUCUGGGUCGAUUCCGAAUUCAUUUUCGAACCUAAGUCACCUUGUUCACAUAGAUUUUUCAUCAAACAAUUUCACAGGUACCAUACCUUCGUUUCAGAGAUCCAAGAAUCUCACUUACAUAGACCUCUCUAAGAAUUCUCUUACAGGUCCCAUACCUUCGUUUCAGGGAUUCAAGAAUCUCACUCGCAUGGAUUUCUCUAGUAAUGCUCUAACAGGUCCAGUUCCUUCCACUUACUUUGAAGGCCUUUCAAAUCUCGUAUAUGUUGAUCUGGGUAAUAAUUCAUUCAAUGGGAGUAUUCCUUCUUCUAUGUUUUCCCUUCCAUCUAUGCAGGAAAUUUGGCUUUCCAACAACCAAUUCACUGAAGUUUCUGGGUUUCUUCCAAAUGGUUCCUUGUCUCCUUUGGUUGCACUAGAUUUUAGUAGUAACAAACUACAAGGGCCUUUUCCCUCAUACUUUUUUGAUUUUAAGAAUCUCGGGUACCUCUACCUUUCUUUCAACAACUUCAGUGGCACCCUACAGCUAGAAAGUUUCCAUAGGCUUCAAAAUCUUAAAAUACUUGAGCUUUCAUACAAUAGCUUGUCAGUCAAUGCAAGUAUUAGUGACUCUAGCUUAUCAUCGUUUCCCCAACUCAACAGAUUACGAUUGGCUUCUUGCAAGAUGCGAAAGUUCCCUCCUCUAAUGAACCAGUUGAGCUUGGUGGGCUUAGACCUUUCUGACAACCAAAUUUCUGGGGUCAUACCUAAUUGGAUUUGGAAUCUCGGUAAUGGAUCUCUAAGUAACCUGAAUCUUUCUUGUAAUCUCCUAGUGGGUUUGCAACCGGAAUACGUUAUUCCUCGUAUUGUUGUCCUUGACCUUCAUUCGAAUCAGCUCCAUGGUGAAAUGCCAAUACCACCAAAACCAGCAUACUAUAUAGACUACUCGAGGAAUAAUUUCAGCUCUUCAAUCCCUGCUGAAAUUGGCAACGCCAUUGCCACUGUUUUUUUCUUCUCUCUUUCACAUAACAAGCUUUCUGGACCCAUCCCGCCAUCAAUAUGCAAUGGGAUCAACCUUCAGAUUCUUGAUUUGUCCUACAAUAUAUUGACUGGCACUAUACCCCAGUGUUUGAUAGAUAAAGGUACUACGACCCUUGGCGUAUUGAAUUUGCAGAAUAACCAACUUACUGGUAAAAUAACGGGGACAUUCCCGGUAGGUUGCACUUUGAGGACCCUUGAGUUGAAUGGAAAUCACUUGGAAGGCGUGGUUCCGAAGUCCCUGGCAAAUUGUGCAAAUGCAGAGGUUUUAAAUCUCGGUGUCAACAACAUAAAUGGUGACUUCCCUUGUUUCUUGGCGAACUUAUCAGAAUUGCACGUCUUAGUAUUACGAUCCAACAAGUUCCAUGGAAAUAUACGCUGCCGAGGAAUUCAUAAUUAUAUCUGGCCAAAACUUCAAAUCAUUGACCUAGCUUUCAACAACUUUAGUGGUUUUUUGCCCCCAAAAUUCUUUUCACAGAGGAAGGCAAUGAUGGAGGAGCGUAAUGCACAACCAAAUCUUAAUCACUUGCGUUUUCCAAUCUUUCUUAAUUUCUACUAUGUGGAUUCAGUGACAGUUAUCAACAAAGGGUUAGAGAUGAAACUGGUGAAGAUCUUAACUAUAUUUACCGCCAUCGAUUUCUCAAACAACAGGUUUAAAGGAGAAAUGCCAGAUACAAUUGGGGAUCUGAAAUCCCUCUAUGUUCUCAACCUAUCACACAAUGCCCUCACUGGUUCAAUCCCAUCAUCACUUGGAAACUUGUCAAACCUUGAAUCACUUGACCUCUCGUGGAACAAGCUCGACGGAAGCAUCCCGGUGGCACUUGCAAGUCUGACAUUUCUUGCAUUCCUAAACUUAUCAUACAAUCAACUCAUUGGAAUGAUCCCAACUGGCCCCCAACUUCAAUUAUUUCCAAAUAUUUCGUAUGAAGGAAACAAAGGAUUAUGGGGACCUCCUUUGACCAAUAAGGAAGCAGAACCGACACCACCAACAUUGAAUGGUACGCAGUCAUAUACUGAGGAGAAUGAGAUUAACUGGGUCUACAUAAUCGCUACGUUGGGAUAUACUGCGGGGUUUGGAGUUGUUGUUGUGCCACUUUUAUAUUCGAAAAGAUGGAGACAAUGCUACUACAGUCCUCUUGAUAGAGUUAUUGUGAGGAUUCUCCAUCAUCAAGAGCAGCGAGCAAGGAAUCAAAGAAGAAGAAACAACAUAAACCAGCUUCGGAGACGCCAGCACCACUGAAGGGCCAUCACGUGGAGGGGACAAGAUUUUGGCAUUGGGCACUAAGUUGGCUAUUUCUGUUUUAUGUCAUUUAGCAAUUUCAAUUGAUUACUUGAAUUGCAAGCAUGUUAUAAUAUAUGAUGUAAAUGAUCUCUUCUAUCAUUUGGUUAAAAAAUAUAUUGCCAUCAUGUUGUAACAA
Messenger RNA from Rhododendron vialii, 2853 nucleotides. RefSeq names its product receptor-like protein 34. The coding region runs from base 105 to 2675 and encodes 856 amino acids. NCBI's taxonomy places the organism in Eukaryota, Viridiplantae, Streptophyta, Magnoliopsida, Ericales, Ericaceae. The transcript has 2 exons. The record is from RefSeq and is a predicted model, not a curated record. Gene Ontology annotation, molecular function: protein binding.